UUCUCAGAUAUACACACCUUCGUUAUCCACCUUCGCUACAUGCCGACACCGACCCGGACACUGUCGUUACACACUCCAUCCGCCUCGUCCUCUACGUCGUCACAAUGUGGCUAACUCGCACCAUCUCCAUGACCAACUUUGCCGUCGCAUCGUCGGCCCUCGCUUUCCAAGUCUUCGUCCUCUACCCUUGGCACGAGGAGUUGCAACGCGACUUCAACAAUCUCCAGAAGGAACACAAGACGGCUCUCGAGGCUGUGAAGCUCAACGUCGAGGAGCUGAGACGAGAACACAUCCGGGUGCUCGACGCCGUCAAGGCUGACCUGGAGGUCCAGAAAGGCAAGCGCUCUUCUGUGCUCGCCCAAUUGACUCGGGGGCACUGGUGAAGGGAAGUGAUCCGAGGGAGGCUAUCCCGGCUUGGUCUGACCUGGGACACAUUGUUAGACAAGAGCACAACACGACGAUGAAGAGCAAGCGAGAUGGAUAG
Sodiomyces alkalinus F11 is the source of this 484-nucleotide messenger RNA. RefSeq lists its product as hypothetical. The record is from RefSeq and is a predicted model, not a curated record. The coding region runs from base 105 to 383 and encodes 92 amino acids. The transcript has a single exon. Lineage: Eukaryota; Fungi; Ascomycota; Sordariomycetes; Glomerellales; Plectosphaerellaceae.